Molecule: messenger RNA, 1882 nt
Organism: Pistacia vera
Lineage: Eukaryota; Viridiplantae; Streptophyta; Magnoliopsida; Sapindales; Anacardiaceae
Exons: 5
Coding region: 73-1707 (544 amino acids)
Source: RefSeq, a predicted model, not a curated record
CUACAAUCGGUUACUGAGCCGUUUUGAAAGAAUGACUGUUUUUAAGUAGUGUCAAUAGGGCCCCGACUAGAGAUGGAAGGUAAUUCAAACACCGUGAUGGAAGUUUCUGCCACUAAGCAGAAUAAUGGAAGUGUACCCCAGGAUUCACAGAAUGGGUUUAUGCAUUAUGCAAAUAAGAUGGAUGACGACACUUUUCAUGUGAGAGGUUUAUUUGAUGGGAAAGCUAAGGUACAAAAUGGAAGUGAAGAAGUUGAGGUUAGUAUAACUGAUAAGCAGAAUACUGGAAGUGUACCCCAAGAUUCUGAGAAUGAGUUUAUGCAUUGUGCAAAUAAUAUGGAUGAUGACACUUUUCAUAUGAGAGGUUUAUUUGAUGGGAAAACUAAGGUACAAAAUGGAAGUGAAGAUGUGGAGGUUAAUAUAACUGACUGUACAGUAUCUAGUGACCUUGCAUUGGUUGAAGCUGAAUGCCAGGACACAACUGAGAAUUCAAGUUCUUUUGAUAACUCUGUAUCUGAGACUCGAAAUGCCUCAACCUUGAGUGAUGUGGAAGUUGAAUCACCAUUUUGUGGUUCCAAUUCAUUUGCAUCAGUGUUUGAAGGAUACAACGGAGCAUUGCCUAUGAGGAAGAAGAAGUUGACAGAUCAUUGGCGUAGAUUUGUACGCCCUAUCAUGUGGCGAUGUAAAUGGAUAGAACUCCAAAUUAAGGAAUUUCAGUCCCAGGCACUCAAGUAUGAUAGAGAAAUCGCAGAUUAUGAUCAGAAAAAGCGGGUUGAAUAUGAAAAGUUAGCAUUAGAAGGUAUUGAUGCAAGGUCACGUCCAUUUUCUCGUCAUAUUCAAAGAAAUCAAGUCAUGAAGAGGAAGAAGAGAAAGCGAGUGGAAGAUACAACUGAUCUAGCGUCGUACAUGUCACAGCACAAUCUGUUCUCUUACUUUGACUAUAAGAGGUCUGCUGCUGACAGUGCUUGUAUGGAAAAUGAUUGUGGUAAUUUAGAUAAUAAGAUUGUCAAUGGAAAACAUGAGUUUGAGUUUGAUGAUGGAUGGCUGUCGCUUGAGUUUAAAGGUGUUGAUAAAUCCUUGGCGCAAAUUCUUUCAAAGAUUGAAGUGGUUCAAUCACAAGUUCGCCAACUGAAAAGUCGGAUUGACAAGGUGGUGAGUGAAAAUCCUGGAAAGUUCUGUUCCGUUAAUCGAUUGAGCUUGUUUGUACCAUGUGAUGCAUUGGCCUGUUCUGAUCAAAAUGCUGCUUCUCCUGAAAAUGGAAAUGGAAGGCGAGAUAGAUCAUUGUAUAUUUCUUCUCAGCAUAGAUCAGAGUGUAACAUGGGAGAUCUUUUUGUGCCUGGAAGUUCAGGUGCAAGUCAUGAAGAGGUGAUUCCUCUUCCUGAUACAAUCAGAAGAAGAGGUCAGCCUCAAAUUGGGGGUUCGUGUGAACAUAACAAGGAAUUAAUCCUGAUGGAUGAUCAGGCUUAUCAUGAAGACUUGCAGCUGAAUUUUGAAAGAGUAAUUAGUCGGUUCACAGAGAACCCACAGGUACCAGCUAGAAAUCUGAAUUCUGGUCCUCCUGUUAUGGCUCCAGAAGCUGAGUUGCCCAUAGAAACAUCUGUGCCUCACGGUCAACCAUCUAGUUCCAGGUCAAAUGUGCGUAACAACAAGAGAAAACAGGGGAGGCGAAAAUCACGCACAGGUAAGUGGAGUCGCAGAUCCUCAGGCUAGCUGGAUUACAAGUUUGAAGAUCAGUCUUGGCUAACUGUGUUGGAAAUGAAGUUGUUAAUGUGGCAUUUGGUUAUAAAUGUAAAUGCUGUUUAUUCUGUUGUAUAUACUCUUGACUCUUGCGCUGUAGAAAGAAAAAUGAUUUUAGAUUUUCUAUUCUAAUGAAAAUCUCUAUAUA